AUGGAUGAUUUUAACAGUGGGAUGAUGCUGAUGGACAAAAAUGAAACUUGGCUCUCUAAUUUCUCCUCUGCUGCCUCCUCCUUGGUGAGGGGAGGGAUUGGGCUCCAGGAGGUGUUCAUUGGGCUGAUACUAACCCUCAUUGACUUGAUCACACUGCUGGGAAAUACAGUAGUGUUCCUCUGCCCGGUGGUGGAGAAGAGGCUGCGCACUGUCACCUACAUGUUCAUUAUGUCCCUAGCCAUGGCAGACUUCCUCGUGGCUUGUCUGGUCAUGCCCUUCAGUAUCAUUUACGAGGUGACAGGGAUGUGGCUGUUUGGGAAGCUGUUCUGCAAAGUCUGGAUCUCCUUUGAUGUCAUGUUCUGCACUGCAUCCAUUGUCACACUGUGCUUCAUUAGCUUGGACAGAUACUGCUCUGUGGUGACCCCAUACCACUACUCAAGAAGGAUGUCCCGUGGCAGAUGCAUCGUGAUGACCUGCAUGGUCUGGGUAUAUUCCUCCCUCAUUUCCUUCCUUCCCGUCAUGCAAGGCUGGAAUGAGAUCCCCGGGGUGGACUUUGAUGCAGGCAGAGAAUGCAUCUUCGUCACCAACUGGAUUUUUGCCAUCGUGGCUUCUGCUCUGGCAUUUUUCGUUCCCUUCAUGGUCAUGUGCAGCAUGUAUUUCUUCAUCUACCGAGCUUCACGGCUCAAGGCCACUCGGAUCAUGUCCCAGACCUUGGAGAUUCACUACCACCCCAACAGCAAGCGGCAGAACCACCUGCAGCUGGAGAACAAGGCCACACGGACCAUCAGCAUCAUCAUUUCAGUCUUCGUGCUGUGCUGGCUGCCCUACUUUGUCCUGAAUGUUUGGCUCGCAGCCAGAGGCACCGACUCCACCAGCACAGUCUUGGUUGACACCUUCAAGAUUAUCACUUGGUUAGGGUACUGCAACUCCACCAUCAACCCAAUGCUCUAUGCUUUCCUGAACAGAGACUUCCAACGGGCCCUGAAGAAGCUGCUUAUUUGCAGACACAGGUCUCAGGUGGACAUUGGAGAAGAUAUGGUUUCCAUAGCCACGUUUUCCAAGACUGCUCCAGACCUGGAAUAUAGCAUAGCAGUGCCAGUGCCCAAUGGUACCCUGAAGGGCAAACCCAAGUCAUAG
Messenger RNA from Acanthisitta chloris (rifleman), 1137 nucleotides. Its product is annotated as octopamine receptor-like. The record is from RefSeq and is a predicted model, not a curated record. Gene Ontology annotation, cellular component: membrane. The transcript is spliced from 4 exons. Bases 1 to 1137 code for a protein of 378 amino acids. Gene Ontology annotation, biological process: adenylate cyclase-activating adrenergic receptor signaling pathway. NCBI's taxonomy places the organism in Eukaryota, Metazoa, Chordata, Aves, Passeriformes, Acanthisittidae. Gene Ontology annotation, molecular function: G protein-coupled receptor activity.